Messenger RNA from Branchiostoma floridae (Florida lancelet), 2769 nucleotides. RefSeq names its product kelch-like protein 24. Gene Ontology annotation, molecular function: protein binding. The record is from RefSeq and is a predicted model, not a curated record. The transcript is spliced from 4 exons. The coding region runs from base 437 to 2176 and encodes 579 amino acids. NCBI's taxonomy places the organism in Eukaryota, Metazoa, Chordata, Leptocardii, Amphioxiformes, Branchiostomatidae.
CAAGACUACCAAAAGGCGCUGGUUACUUUUGCAAAGCAAAUUAGAGUGUUUUUAUCAGAGGGAGUGUUGUCUGAAGUGGAUACAGCAGUCUCUGUUCUUACCUCUCAAAACACAAGCGGGACACCUGAAACAGAGGUUUUCUUACCUGGUUGGGUUGACAUCUCGCUCACGUGACCGACGUUCUCGUCAGCCAUUGGCUGGUGAGGCGAUAAUACAGGUGACCUCUGCCUCGGUACAUUUUCGCAGCUGGCCAGUGCUUUGUUGAGGGGGUCCCGGGCCCUUAAGAGAUACAACUCAAGGAGCUAGCUCGUCAAAUUAAGGUCCGGGAGUGAAAUGACAAAGAAACACUUUCCUUCUGUGUUUUCUACACCAUCCAGGAAUCACAGGUGCCCUGUUUUCAUUGCUCGCGACAGGUGAUUUUCAGCACGCCGUCACCAUGCCCAGUCCGACUACAGACAGGAUGGACUUCAACCAGCCGUUCCAGGCAGCGGACAUCCUCCAGGCGCUAAAUGACAUGCGCGGGUUCAAGGUACUGACUGACGUCAUUCUGGCUGUAGAAGAAGAGGAGUUCCACUGUCACCGAGCCGUCCUUGCGGCCAGCAGCCCCUACUUCACGGCCAUGUUCGCAGGAAACCUGAGAGAGAGCCGUGCCGAGCGGAUCAAGAUGGAAGGCAUCCCCGCCGACACCAUGCAGCUUCACCUGGACUACGCCUACACCGGCCAAGUCACCCUCACACGCGACAACGUCUUCCAACUCUUCGAAGCCUCCGACUUACUACAAGUCUUGCCCGUCAAAGACGCUUGCCUCACCUUCUUAGAGCGGAUCCUAGACGUCUCGAACUGUAUAGAGAUUCGUAAGCUUGCUGAGAUUCAUUCUUGCGACUCGCUGUUUCGAAAAGCGAGAGACUUGGCCCGAAGUCGGUUCUCGAAAGUCAUAAAAACGGAGGAGUUUCUGCAGCUACCUAAACAGUACAUUGUAGACUAUCUGUCCGAUGAUGAACUGAACACGGAAAACGAAGAAGAGAUCUACAAGGCGAUUAUAAGAUGGAUCAAGUUCGAUCGGGAAGGUAGAUCGCAGGAUCUGGAUCAGCUGAUCGAGCUGGUUCGUCUGCCGUUCGUGACGCCGGAGUAUCUGAUCUCCAAGAUCGCGCUUGACCCGCUCGUGUACAACUCCGACGGGUGCGUCCAACAGAUAUACGAAGCGAGGGCCUUCCAGAUCUCGGGUACGUACAGAAGAGCGGUGAAGACGAGACAGAGACGACCGCGAAAGUGCAACUGUGUGGAAGUCAUGGUUGUAGUGUGUGGAGAGAAGAAGACUUUCAAAGGGUCGAGCAAGGCGCGGGAAGUGCCCUACUACGACCCAGUCCACCAGAGAUGGCGAGCUCUAGGUCCCGUGCCGUCUAAAGAUCUUCAAGUCUCCAGCGCUGUCUCCACGGGUUAUGACAUCUACAUCACAGGCGGACUGAUAAACGACAAGGCACGAAAAGACGCCAUGUGCUACGUGUCUUACCUCAACGUCUGGAAACCCAUCGCGUCCAUGCUGCAUCCGCGCUACCACCACGGUGCCGCGGUGCUCGACGGGAAGGUGUACGUCAUUGGCGGGUACGACGGCCAACGGUGUCUGGAGGACGUGGAGCGGUACGACCCCGAUACGGACAAGUGGGAGAGGCUCGCCCCUCUGGUCCACGCGGUGAAGUGCCCAGCCGUGGCCGCCUACGACCGCAGGAUCUACGUGUUUGGAGGGUUCUACGACGGGUAUAACAUCUCCCGGCAGCUGCAGUGCUACGAUCCCCAAAACAACUCCUGGAGUGUGGUGGAGUCGAACAUGAUAGACUACACCUGCGCACAUGCCGUCAGACUGGACAACAGGAUAUACUUACUAGGAGGCUCCUCUAAGACGGUGAAGGCUUACGACCCGUCUGACGACUCCAUCGUACGCGUGGCCGACAUGAACAUCAAGCGGGACAACUGCGGCGUCAGCGUGGUGGGCGGGAAGAUCUACGUGUCCGGCGGCGUCACCGAGUCCAACGGGCCCGCACUGGACUGCAUCGAGUGCUACGAUCCCAAGAAGGACGAGUGGACGUUUGUCGGACACAAGUUACCCUGCCAGUUGUACCGGCACGGGUUCGUCACUGUUCAGAUGUACAAGGAAGACAUUCACGCAGGACAAACUUAGGACAAAAAAUAUAGGAAUAAUAAUGACAAUUCCACCUCUUUCUGUGUUCUUAGGGGUGCGGUCACAUAGGUCGUGCGAUCGUCAUCAUAUUUGUACGGAACGAAUGCCUAGAAAUGAAUUUGCGUUUUGCGGCAUCUUUUCCUUCUACCCUAAAAUACAACACUUGCACAGUUAUCCUUGUGACUCCUUUGUUUUGAAAAUUACAUGCUUAGAUAUGAAGCUAUAUCCAAGACUGGACUUUGUAUUUGUAAAUAUGUGUUUACUGGUGGUAUACAUUAGGAUAAGUUAAGAUAUGUUUACGUUGGUAGGAACGGGAACAUCAAUAGGGGACAUGUAACGAUAAAUUCAACAACCAGGGAUUUUACACCAAAAAGUAGUUACUCAAGCAACUGGAUAUGGUUUUGGAAACGGUCAGACGUUUCGGAUAGAAUCCACUAUGAUCCCACCAAAAUGACAUUAAGGUGGUAGCAAAAUGGCAUAGAUAAUAAAGUUAUAGAAACCUACGUGGAAUAAUGGAAUAAGGAAUAAAAGUAUUGUUUUGUAUAUUUGGAAAUGUAUUGUAAAUGUACAGAGGAAUAAAUCAGAUGUUUAGU